AUGGCGACGCUCACAACGUCAAGCAAAAGACCGUACCAUAUUAUAGUGUUCGGAGCGAGCGGUUUUACCGGCCAGUUUGUAGUGGAGGAGGUUACGCGGACGUGUAACGAGGGUCCAGGAGGGACGUUUCAAUGGGCUGUAGCCGGACGAAACCGCGACCGACUGGAAAAAACACUCCUUCAGGCAGCUGACGCUCUGUCAUCGAGCAUUUCAGAUCAGUGGGCAGUGGAGUUUCUUCAUCUGGAGAAGCUGUAUCAUGAAAGACUGCUGUCUAAUCUGGCCUCCAUACAAGAGAAAUGGGAGUCCCAGAGGACAAUCAGCGUCCAAACUGAAAGUAACCCGAAUGGAACUGACAGAGAGAGAGAGCAUAUGGAACUGUUGAGUCAUAUCUGCAAAACACACCAGAGACCUAACCUCUCUUUGGAAAAGAACAUGGACGACAUAAGACUUCACAACAGCCCAACCCUUGUGUCAGAACACAGAAGAUCAAAAUCAGAACAAGCUUCAGUGAACUCAACCGAGAGAGAAACCCGGGCAGAUGACUGCUCAUGGCUGGGAGCUGAACAGGAGCCAGAAGAGGACUGUGAAUUGAAUGAGGAGGAGGAAGAGGACGAGGAAGGUCUUGAGGAGGAUGAGUGCUGGAAUGAGGAGCUGCAGGAUGACACAGUCGUUGAUGGCCAGGUUCCUGUGGAUGAGCUGGCCAACCAUAUUCAGAGAUUUUCCUCAAAUGGCUUAGUCUCCAUUUUAAAGAAGAGAGUCUACGAGAAUGGCUUGCCACUAAAAGACUCAACCAUAUGCAGAGUCCGCUUUAGAGAGCCAGAUGAUACUUCCGAUCAAGAUGAGUCGGCCAGAAACUCUUGCCUCAUCCUUCUCAUCUUGUGUCUGGUUACCGUGGUGAUUAGCAUGUGUGGGACUGCUCUUUAUUGUCUCGUUGGAGAGGCGUACUCAAAUGUGUGUGUCGACUUCUCACAAAACGUGGACUUUUACUUUGGACCUUUACGACGAGGAGUGGACGCUCUCGCACAGUGGCUCUCUUCUGAUGGAUCAUAGCAGCUAUUUAAUGCUAGCUUAACUGGAACUCUUUCUUUAUAUUAUCAUUUCUGAUGAUAAACAAUAGUUUUUCUCUUGAGAUAAUAUGCACUAAUGCACAUUACCAGACUGGCCUUAAUAAAUACUGCUUUAGUGAGUCUAUACAAAUUACACAGGGCUUCCUAAUGCAUAAAUUAAUUUGUAUAAAAUAUUUAAUAUUGGUACAAAAACCUGAAUAUUACAGAUAAUCCUAAUAUACCACUUAUUACAGAUAGUUUUAAUAUACCACUGCCAUUCUUCGAAUCAGUAACUGUAACAUUGAAAUAACUGCUUUUGGAGCCAGUAAUUUUGUUUUUUGUACAUUUUAGUACUCCAAGACACUACAUGCCACAAUUAUCUUUGUAUUUAUGUUUUUAUUUUGACUUGGCACAUUUCUUUGGCGCUAUAAUCACUGAAAUUCAUACAGUAUGAACAAAAAUAAGCAUAAAUUGGUGGAUGUUAAAGGAAUAGUUCACUCAAAAAUACUUCAUCAGAAUAGAU
Molecule: messenger RNA, 1569 nt
Organism: Sinocyclocheilus grahami
Lineage: Eukaryota; Metazoa; Chordata; Actinopteri; Cypriniformes; Cyprinidae
Product: consortin-like
Exons: 7
Coding region: 1-1050 (349 amino acids)
Biological process (GO): positive regulation of Golgi to plasma membrane protein transport
Cellular component (GO): trans-Golgi network; plasma membrane; transport vesicle
Molecular function (GO): connexin binding
Source: RefSeq, a predicted model, not a curated record